This is a messenger RNA of Chanos chanos (milkfish), 3114 nucleotides long. It is a transcript of the gene abtb2b, whose product is annotated as ankyrin repeat and BTB (POZ) domain containing 2b. The record is from RefSeq and is a predicted model, not a curated record. NCBI's taxonomy places the organism in Eukaryota, Metazoa, Chordata, Actinopteri, Gonorynchiformes, Chanidae. Gene Ontology annotation, molecular function: protein heterodimerization activity. The transcript has 17 exons. The coding region runs from base 1 to 3114 and encodes 1037 amino acids.
AUGGCAGGGAUGAGCAACUCAAACAUGAAAACUUUGGAGGAUUUAACUCUCGAUUCUGGCUACGGAGCCGGGGAUUCUUGUAAGUCUCUGAGCCUCUCUUCUUCAAAGUCCAACUCACAGGCGUUCAUGACCACUCCACAUCGGGGCAACUGGUGGUACUAUUCUGGAUCGAUGAACAGCAGAAAUAACAGUUGGGACACUGUCAACACAGUUCUUCCCGAGGAUCCCGAAGACAUUUUCUCCAAGUGUCCUCGAUUGCCAGAGUUGGAGGAAUUCCCUUGGUCAGAGGAGGACGUUGGGAAAAUUUUGCGCAAAGUAGCAGUAAAGGGCACCUCAUUCUCCAGUGACGCUGUCCGGAGGCUCUCUACGCUGUUGCGAAGGGCCCUGAUCCGGAUUUCCAGAGAGGCACAGAGACUGAGUAUCAUGCACUGCCGUUGCACGCGUUUUGAGGUGCAGAGCGCAAUACGCCUGGUGUUAAGUUGGGCACUUGCAGAUCACUGUGUCUCGGCCACAGUGAAGGCCAUCUCCAUGUACAACAUGAGCGCCGGUGAGUUGCUGCGCAAAGGCAAAUCAGCGCGGUGCGGACUAACUUUCUCCGUAGGCCGCUUCUUCCGUUGGAUGGUGGACACUCGCAUCUCGGUGCGCAUCCACGAAUACGCAGCCAUCUGCUUGACAGCGUGCAUGGAGGCCCUGGUUGAGGAGGUGGGCGCGCGGGUUCUGAUGGCAGAGAAGCAGCAGUGCGCAGACAGUGCUUCGUCUUGCAACGCACUGACAGCUGAAGUACUGGAAGGAGUCAUCAAUAAUGACGCCGAACUUUGGGGAGUCCUUCAACACUACGAACAUCUUAUAUGUGGAAAGAAUGCCAGCGGUGUGCUGUCUCUGCCUGCCCACUUCAGUCCCUAUACCGACGGGCAGCAGCCAGGGGUGGAGAGCAGGGAGGAUGCCUAUGCCCAGCUGGAACUCCGUACACUGGAGCAGUCUCUGCUGGCUACCUGUGUGGGCAGCAUUUCUGAACUCAGUGAUCUGGUGUCACGGGCUAUGCACCACAUGCAGCGUCUCAGCUCGGUGCGGCCCGGCUUCAGCCCCGCCCGUCACGCCCGCCAGCAGCCCGUCACCUGGUCCCCGGAUGCCCUGCACACCCUCUACUAUUUCCUCCGCUGUCCACAAAUGGAGUCCAUGGAAAAUCCAAACCUGGAUCCUCCCAGGAUGGCCUUAAACAAAGAGAGACCAUUCCUACUGCUCCCACCGCUGAUGGAGUGGAUGCGCGUAGCCAUCGUGCACGCUGAACACCGACGAAGCCUAUUGGUAGACAGCGAUGAUGUCAGACAGACAGCCAGGCAACUCCUCCCAGGAUUGGACUGUGAGCCCAGAUUACUAAAGCCAGAGUGCUGUUUUAGCUCUUUCAGGAGGUUGGAUGCAAAGGCCGCCACAGAUAAGUUCCAUCUGGAUCUGGGCUUUCGCAUGCUCAACUGCGGUCGCACUGACCUCAUUGGUCAGGCCAUUGAACUGCUCGGUCCAGAUGGGGUCAACAGCAUGGACGACCAGGGUAUGACCCCUCUGAUGUAUGCCUGUGCCGCUGGAGACGAAGCGCUUGUCCAGAUGUUGAUCGAUGCCGGAGCCAACCUGGACAUAGCGGUCCCUGCUUGCUCUCCCAAACACCCUUCCGUUCACCCUGACAGUCGUCACUGGGCCGCUCUCACGUUCGCGGUGCUUCAUGGACACAUCUCUGUGGUACAGCUCCUCUUAGACGCGGGGGCAAACGUGGAGGGCGCAGCCGUCCGAAACGGGCAGGAAAGCAGCGCCGACACCCCUCUCCAGCUGGCGUCGGCCGCAGGGAACUAUGAGAUGGUAAGUCUGUUGCUUGCUCGUGGGGCAGACCCCUUGCUGAGAGCCCAUGAGGGGAAUGCUCUGACCUCAUCUCUCUACGAAGACAUGAACUGUUUCAGUCAUGCGGCCGCACACGGACACAGGAACGUGCUACGGAAGCUGCUCUCCCAGCCUCAGAAAGUGAAGGAGGACGUGUUGUCAUUGGAGGAGAUCUUAGCAGAGGGAGUAGAGGGUGAAAUGGGAUUGGUCAGUGGACAUGGGGAGUGUCUAACGGGGUGCCCACCACCACCCCUCCCUAACCCCGGGGCUGUGGCCGAUGGAGGCAUCCCUAAACUCUGUAAGGCUCGUAUGAAGGCCUUGCAGGAGGCUUCGUUCUACAGUGCUGAACAUGGUUACCUGGACGUUACCAUGGAGCUGAGGUCUCUGGGGGUGCUGUGGAAGCUCCACGUUUGGCUGGAGUCUCUCCGUAGCGCCCAGCAGCAGUCCAGGGCAGGAGUCAUGCUCUCUCUGCUGAGGGACUUCACCAGCAUCAGAGAGGAGGAGUACUGCGAGGAGCUGGUGUGUGUCGGCCUGCCACUCAUGUUCAACAUCUUCCGCACCAGCAAGAAUGAAGCCAUUACUCAGCAGCUUGCAUCCAUUUUCAGUCAUUGUUAUGGGACAGCCCCCUUGCCAGCUAUUCCUGAGAUGAAGACCACUCUCUCUGCACAGCUUGACCCCCACUUCUUGAACAACCAGGAGAUGUCAGACGUCACGUUCUUGGUGGAGGGCAAACCGUUUUACGCUCAUAGAGUUCUACUCAUCACAGCCUCAGAGAGGUUCAAAUCUCUUUUGGGAUCCAGCUGCUCAGAUAACACACAGAACAACAUCGAGAUUAGUGAUGUCAAGUACAAUAUUUUUCAGAUGAUGAUGUCAUAUCUAUACUGUGGAGGAACAGAAUCCCUGAAGAUUGGAGCAACUGAUAUGUUGGAGCUGCUGUCAGUGGCCAGUCACUUCCAGCUGGGGGUGCUCCAGCGACACUGUGAGAUCAUCUGUGCCCAGAAUAUUGACCUGGACAACGCCGUCAACAUCUACCGCACCGCUAAGGCUCACGGUGCAGCAGAGCUCAGUGCAUACUGUGAGGGAUAUUUCCUGCGCCACAUGGCUGCACUGAUGGAGAGAGAGGCCUUCCGCGGGCUGGUCCUGGGAGUGGGGGCCCGUUGGGGUGCCAGUAAAGAAUCUACCCUGGAGGAGAUGGAGGCCACACUGGCACGCCGGCUACGCUCGCUGUACGUCACCUCCCGUGUCUGA